Messenger RNA from Mercenaria mercenaria, 1749 nucleotides. RefSeq lists its product as uncharacterized. Lineage: Eukaryota; Metazoa; Mollusca; Bivalvia; Venerida; Veneridae. The coding region runs from base 334 to 1218 and encodes 294 amino acids. The record is from RefSeq and is a predicted model, not a curated record. Gene Ontology annotation, molecular function: nucleic acid binding; 3'-5'-DNA exonuclease activity. The transcript has 4 exons. Gene Ontology annotation, biological process: DNA catabolic process. Gene Ontology annotation, cellular component: cytoplasm.
ACUUGUUUGUUUGUAUUUGUUUGUUGCCUUUUUAAUGUUGUGCAGUCUGUCGAUGUUUACCCGGUUUAUAGUUACAGUUCAGAUGUUCUUUUGAUUUUCAGUUACUACGUUUUGCAGUUGAUAGUUACAUUGUUUGGUUGUCUUCUACAGUUACAAGUAAACAAACGUGCUGAUCUGUCCCCUGGACACCACACACAAGAGUAUGCAAAGCAGUGUGCCAGCAAACGCAAAAAAUGUCAAGAAACGUUCUGUAAGCCUUCUGCAAAAGGAAGACGUUUAUUCCUGAAGAAAGAGCGUGCUGUCAACCAGUCGGCUACAGAGUCACUGGAAGGCAUGACAUAUCAGUCAGAAGUUGGCCAUGAAGAUUGUACUGACAUAGACAGAAUUAUUCGAGGAGAGGUGUAUCCUCAUAUAACACAGAUAGCCGCCAAACAUGUGAGCACAGAGAAGAGCUUCAGUUGCUAUGUGUUACCCAAACUACCGAUGAGUGCCUCUGCCGAACAAGUGACUAAAAUUGUUGUGACAAAUAGUAGUGAUAUGUUUAUAAAUGGUGUUCCUGUUGAAACUAAAACUAUUGAAUCAGCACUCAGAGAAUUGUUUAGCUGGCUGAAACAGUUCAGAUACGUGUUUCUAAUUGCACAUAAUGGAAAACGUUUUGACUUUCCUAUCAUUAUCAACGCCUGUUUAGCUACUGGAAUGUUUAGUGAACUUUGUGCAUGUGUGUUAGGAUUGGUAGACACUCUUCCAGUAUUUAAAUCCGUAUGUCCUAAAAGGGAGUCUUACAAACAGGAGGAUCUGGCCCGUACAUUGCUUUCCAAAGUGUAUAACGCUCAUAACGCUCUUGAUGAUAUCAAGUGUUUGGCAGAGCUGGUCAGUUACGCUAUGAAACAUGAUGAGAAGUGUGUAGUAGUGAAGAGUUUUCCUCCUAGAGAUGUCAAACACAACUUGGAAUCCAACAUAGAGAAAAAGAAAAACAUGCCAUCUCUUUCUGUUCUGGUAGCAAAUGGUGUCAUGAAGUCGUCCACUGCCGACAAUGUGGCUAGCUCGGGGUUAAAUUUCAAACAUUUACAUACAAUCUUUCUACGUAAGGGAGAAGAUGGACUGUACAAUGUAUUUACUAUGAGAAACAGUGAAGGGUUGCCAAGAGUGACAAAUUCUAAGAGGGUUUUGGAGGCUGUAAUUCCAAAAUUAGUGUCGUAUUUUGAAGGCAAAAAUUAGGUUUGUUCGUCAAUUCAAGGUCAAACAUGUACUAUGUCUUGAUUUAUUUUAUAAAUAAUUUGACACUAGUUCAAGUUAUUUAUCUUUCAAAGAAGAACUGAAUCUUUCAGAAGAGUACUGUAUUUAUGAAUAAUGUAUGGCAAGCAAAAUAGAUACUUAUUUUUGUGAAAAUAAUCUUGAAAGACAUUUCGAGCAUUUUUUUUUCAUGAAAAAAUUGAUAUCGUAAUUUUAGGGGAUACCUUUUUGCUUGGACUUAUUUAAAUAAUAAUAGAUGGUAAAAGUUUUUGAUUUUCAUAUAUCUUAUUGCCUACACUUUGAGGAAAAUUUUAAUACCAAAAUUACAUUGUUACAUACCUUUGAAUGUAUAAAGUUUGAACUUUGAAACAAAUAGUUGAAAAAAAUUUCAUCCCACAAGUCGUCAAUUUUAGCCCAUAUCGCUAUAUAUUUUUGCUUAUAUUUUAUGAAAGCCUUGUUUACUAUACAUGGAUUGUUGUUUUUUGGUACAAUAUAUAUAUAGAGGAAUAGAAUACC